This is a messenger RNA of Syngnathus acus (greater pipefish), 2678 nucleotides long. RefSeq names its product protein kinase C, theta (gene prkcq). Gene Ontology annotation, molecular function: ATP binding; diacylglycerol-dependent serine/threonine kinase activity. NCBI's taxonomy places the organism in Eukaryota, Metazoa, Chordata, Actinopteri, Syngnathiformes, Syngnathidae. Bases 352 to 2466 code for a protein of 704 amino acids. The transcript has 17 exons. The record is from RefSeq and is a predicted model, not a curated record. Gene Ontology annotation, biological process: peptidyl-serine phosphorylation; intracellular signal transduction.
UGUUUCUCUUCCUGUCCCAAAACUUACGGCCACGUGUGUGAAUGUUCCCGGCGGACGUUUCGGAUUUCAUCUCUAUUAAUAGUGGCACUUGCGCGCAGGCAGGCCUCAAAUGUCACAAGUGUGCCAUUGGCGGCUUCCGUAUGGCGUCAAAAUGAACAAACGGAGCAUUGCCUUUGACCAUUCACAGCGUGCUCAUCUGCUGUGAUGUCAUAGCGCUGUCGUCGUUCUCCGUAUAGGUCCUCUGGAGGCCAACCUCCUCCUCCCCCUCCCCCCUCUGCCCGCCGUGUCUCUGGCAGGAACUAGGGCAGCUCGUCGUCUGUCGAGGAAAGUCCGCACCGAGACCCGGACGCCAUGUCGCCCUUCCUGCGCAUCGGCUUCUCCAACUUUGAGAUGGACCCGGGCCUGGAGUACCAGGAGGAGGUGCUCAACCCCUACUGCGCCGUUUACAUGAAGGAGGCCGUCGAUACAGCAGAAAAGGGCCCGGUGUUCAAGCAGAAGAAGCCCACCAUGUACCCCCCGUGGAGCACCACCUUUGACGCGCACGUGCACCGCGGGCGCCUCAUGCACGUGAUGGUGAAGGACCGCACGGCCGAGCUCAAGUCGGAAGCCACCGUGGAGCUGGACUCGCUGGCCUCGCGCUGCAAGAAGGAGAACGGCCGGCUGGAGAUGUGGUUGGAGUUGAAGCCGCAGGGCCGCCUGCUCAUGGAGGCUCGAUACUACCUGGAGAUAAGCGACGCGGCGGCGAAGGCUGACGGCGAAUGUGAGCGCGAGGCUCCGUUUGCCCUCCAUCAUCGGCGCGGCGCCAUCAAACAGGCCAAAAUUCACGAGGUCAAGUGUCACGAGUUCAGCGCCACCUUCUUCCCGCAGCCCACCUUCUGCUCCGUCUGCAAAGAGUUUGUCUGGGGUCUCAACAAACAAGGUUACCAGUGCAGACAGUGCAACGCCGCCAUCCACAAGAAAUGCAUCGACAAGGUCAUCGCCAAGUGCACGGGCUCGGCCGUCAACAGCAAGGAAACCAUGAUCCACAAGGAGCGCUUCAAGAUCGACAUGCCGCACAGGUUCAAGGUGUACAACUACAAGAGCCCCACCUUCUGCGAGCAUUGCGGGACCCUCUUGUGGGGGCUGGCCAAGCAGGGCCUCAAAUGUGACGAAUGCGGCAUGAACGUCCACCACAAGUGCCAGAAGAAAGUGGCCAACCUGUGCGGGGUCAACCAGAAACUGAUGGCCGAAGCGCUGGCCGUCAUCGAGAGCAAGCAGCAGGCCAGGAGCACCAGAGAAAGCGACGUGGUCGGACGGGAAGGUCCCGUGGACAUCAACCGACUGAUGCGCUCCAGUGCGGCGGAAAGCGCGGCUUCGGCGACGCCUGCGUGUAAAGUAGAGGCGCAGGGUAUUUCCUGGGAGGGGCCGGCCGUCUCCGACACGCCGGCGGCGCGAGAACACGUUUACGAUUUGCCGUCGCUGGGUCGGCCCAAGUUCUGCCUCGACGACUUUGUUCUGCACAAGACGCUCGGCAAAGGCAGCUUUGGCAAGGUGUUCUUAGCCGAGCUGAAAAAGAGCGGCGAGUUUUUCGCCGUCAAGGCUCUGAAGAAGGACGUGGUUCUGAUGGACGACGACGUGGAGUGCACCAUGGUGGAGAGGAGGGUCCUCUCUUUAGCCUGGGAAAACCCCUUCCUCACUCAACUGCACUGCACCUUCCAAACCCAGGAGAACCUGUUCUUCGUGAUGGAGUACCUGAACGGAGGCGACCUGAUGUUCCACAUCCAGAAGUGUCACAAGUUCGACCUGCACCGAUGCACCUUCUACGCCGCCGAGAUUGUCUGUGGCCUUCAGUUCCUGCACUCCAGAGGAAUCAUCUACAGGGACCUGAAGCUGGACAAUAUCUUGCUGGACUCGGAGGGACACGUCAAGAUCGCAGACUUUGGGAUGUGCAAGGAGAAGAUGUCGGAGGAGGCCCGCACGUCCACUUUCUGCGGGACGCCCGACUACAUUGCUCCCGAGAUCCUGCUGGGCCAGAAGUACAACCGCUCGGUGGACUGGUGGUCCUUCGGCGUCCUGCUGUACGAGAUGCUCAUCGGUCAGUCUCCCUUCCACGGCCGGGACGAGGAGGAGCUCUUUCAGUCCGUCCGCACCGACGACCCGGCGUACCCCCGCUGGCUGACCCGAGACGCCAAGGACAUCCUCAUCAAGCUGUUUGUCAGGGAGCCCGAGGAGCGGCUGGGAGUCAUGGGAGACGUCAGGCAGCACGCCUUCUUUGGCGCCACCGACUGGAAGGCCCUGGAACAGCGCAAGGUGCCGCCGCCCUUCAAGCCCACUUUGACGUCCCCCAGCGACUGCAGCAACUUUGACAAAGAGUUCAUCAACGAGAAGCCGCGCCUGUCGUGCGCCGACCGCACGCUCAUCAACAGCGUGGACCAGACCAUGUUCUGCAACUUCUCCUUCGUCAAUCCGGUUCAGGCGGCGCGCUGAUCUCCCCCGCCGCCGCCGAACGAGCAGACUUUAAGGCGGUCCAUUUCGGGCCAAAAACUGACAGGUCACUUUGCAGUUGUCCAAUAAGUGGCGCAACUGCUCAGACCUCGCGAGUAGGAAAAUGUUGACCUCCGUUUAUACAUUUGGAUGACCUCCGAAGUGUCCACGUCGUUUCGUCCCGUUGUCGCUGAUUAAACACGUGCUUCAUGAUC